Molecule: messenger RNA, 2600 nt
Organism: Neurospora tetraspora
Lineage: Eukaryota; Fungi; Ascomycota; Sordariomycetes; Sordariales; Sordariaceae
Product: major facilitator superfamily domain-containing protein
Exons: 2
Coding region: 315-2369 (684 amino acids)
Biological process (GO): transmembrane transport
Cellular component (GO): plasma membrane
Molecular function (GO): transmembrane transporter activity
Source: RefSeq, a predicted model, not a curated record
GCAAAAUAUCAAGCAGUCCGCGAUAUUCCCGGGCAAUUGUCGUCGCGAACGAAGCAGAUGUGACUGAUCAGGCAGCGUCUGAGUGGACGGGACAAGUGCGCAUGAACAAACCAGAACGACGCGAAAGCCGUUAAAUCCGUCCAAGACUCACCGCACCUCCCGAGCUUCCCUUCUCCUGAAAAGAUUUUAGUCACUUCAGUCAGUUGCCCUUGCAAAAUGUUGCAAACCGCCAUCAAUCAACCAAUCCGGCCUAUGACGUCGGCUAACCUUUCCCUGAACCGCCCCACCGGCGGAUGCCACCCUCGAAAUGACCCAUGUCAACAUGGAAAGAGCAACAAAACAGAAUUCGGAUUAAAAAGGAAGCUUCGUCCCAUCCGUACUUUCAUGGAAAGAACUCCUCUGUUUGUGACAACAACCUAAAUUUCUGGACUCGGUCACGGUUCCCUCCAGCACGAGUCACCAUGUCGCCGUCGGACCCCAAACCGGUUGAUGCUGCUGCAGCCGAGAAGCAACAGAUGCAUGAACCACCACAACCACCACUCGCACGGGCGCCUUCCCAGAAACAGGACGAACGCCUCGACUCCAACAGGCCUGAGCACUUGGACCAUCUCGACGACCCUGAAGCUCAGCAUUCGCCGAUGUCGCGUCGCCACACCAAUACCCAUAUGAACACCAGUUCCAGCAGCGACGAUGAAUACGAUACCGAAAAGGACAGCGACGAAGAUGCCGACGACCACGACGGCCACCGCAUCACCAGCCGAGACAUCCGACUGACCCGCACUCGCACCAACAGAAGCAUGAGACCCAGCACCAAGGAAGGACCGGAGUACGCCAACACCACUGGCAGACUCGACCUCGCCAAGACUGUUUCCCGUCGUGACACCGUCCUCUCGCGCCUGCGAUCCCGUCCUACCGCCCGGUACGAGUUCACCCACCCGCUGGCACACACCCCGACUGGAAAGGAUGUCAUCGUCGACUUCGAUGGCCCCGACGACCCCUACCGGCCCAUGAACUGGCCCAUGAAGAAGAAGGUGUUCACCACGCUGCUUUACGGCUUGAUCACCAUGAGUGCCAGCUGGGCUUCCUCCAGCUACUCGGCCGGUACUGCACUGGUGUCGAAAGAGUUCCACGUUGGCCAUCAGGUAGCCGUCUUGGGUACCUCCAUCUUCUUGGUCGGUUUCGGUAUUGGUCCGCUUCUGUGGGCGCCGUUGAGUGAGGUUUUCGGAAGAAGAGUGGCCGUCUUCGUGCCCAUGUUCUUUGCCAUAUGCUUCACCUUUGGUAGUGCGACUGCGAAAGACUAUCAGACUUUGAUGAUCACUCGCUUCUUUGGUGCCUUCUUUGCUUCGGCCCCUGUGACCAACACCGGUGGUGUACUGGGAGACUUGUUCUCGCCUGCCGAAAGAGGUAUCGCCAUGGCGGGAUAUGCCAUGGCAGUCGUUGGAGGCCCAGCUAUCGGCCCCGUCGUCUCAGCCGCAGUUGCCAUCCAACCCAGCCUCGGUUGGCGCUGGACCCUCUACCUCACCGGCAUCCUACAAGCCUUCGUUCUCGUCCUCGGCAUGAUCUUCAUCGACGAAUCCUACCCUCCGCGCCUGCUCGUCAACAAAGCCCGCCGCCUGCGCAUCGAAACCGGCAACUGGGCCCUCCACGCCAAGUUCGAGGAAUGGGACGUCUCCUUCUCCGAGCUCGCCCACAAGUUCUUGUUCCGCCCGGUGCAGCUCCUCUGUACGCCCAUCUGCUUUCUCGUCGCCUUGUACGCCAGCUUUUGCUACGGCAUCCUGUACAUGCAGCUGGGCGCCAUCCCCAUCAUCUUUGGCCAAGUCCGCGGGUGGAAGCAGCUGGUUGCUACUCUGCCGUUCUUGUGCAUCUUCCUCGGUGCCAUGAUCGGCUGCGGCGCGAACGUGUAUAACCAGUUUCUGUACAACAAGGCGUACCGCGCCGCUGGCAAUCGCGCCGUUCCUGAGCGCCGUUUGCCGCCUAUGAUGGUUGGCUCUGUCAUCUUCUCGGGUGGGCAGUUCAUGCUCGGUUGGACUGCGCCGAAGAAUAUUCACUGGAUCGUUCCCUGCAUCGGUCUGGUUUGCCUAGGAUCGGGAUUCUUCAUGAUCUUCCAGGCGGCGCUGAAUUACUUGGUCGAUACGUUUACGAGAUUCUCGGCCUCGGCGGUGGCUGCGAAUACCUUCCUGCGCUCAUGCUUUGCUUGCGCGUUUCCCUUGGUCGUUGGGCCCAUGUUCCAUAACAUUGGUGUGGGACCGGGAUCGUCGAUUACGGGAGGGUUUGCGGCUUUGUUGAUACCCGUUCCGUUUGUGUUUUUCGUCUAUGGAAAGAGGAUCAGGAAGAGGUCGAAGUGGUCGAGACCUAGCGUUUAUGACUGAGGGGUUGAUGAUGGAUGAUGUGAUGCAUGGAUCCUGCAGUGUGGGGAUUAUGGGAUGUUUUAUGAUGCAUUUUACGGCGUUAUGGGUCAUCUAGAGGAGAUACCAAAAGGUGCUAGCAUUGCGUUUACGCUUUGCUUCGAAGUUCUUGUUGUUGAGUCACAAGAAACUUCCAUGAUCGCGAUGUAGAGAUACUUGACGAUAGAUAGAUAAUACUAAUGCUCGAUCCUUCAA